CCUGACGGUCCGCUUCAUCAUCUCAUCCGCCCGCCCGCCCAUUCCUUGCCGCCCUCCCUUGAUUAUCCCUCUCUCCCAUCCCCCUCCAUUUGACGGCAAUCCGCCAAUUCAGGGCGAUGACAGACCCACCGUCAGCGGCAGCGGCGGCGUCCACGUCAUCACCGCGUCCGCGACCACAGCGUCCCCCGAGCUUGCCGACUGGCACGAGCACGACGUCGCACGCCCUCCUCUCCCCUCCUGCGACGCCUUCCUCCCACGCUCACACCCACAGCGCCAUGUCCACCUCAUCAUCACAGGAGAACCCCGCCCACUCGCAAAACACAGGACGCAUCGCUCUCCACCUCAUUUCACCGCACAGCUACCCGUCGUCCUCUUCCUCCUCCGCGCCCCCAUCCGUGCUCAGCGCCAAGCGCAAGCACACCAUCCGCCGCAUCAAGACGGCCGUGCGUGAUCACUGGCCUGGUAAGCCUGACCCAGCGGGGAUCAGGUUGAUUCACGCCGGAAGGAUAUUGGGGGAUGACGAGGUGCUAGGGGAUGUGGCGCGUGAGGGGAGGGAGGAGGUUUACCUGCAUUUGGUCGUUAGGCCUGAUGCGUGGAGUGAAGGGGAAAGGGAGCCGAUCACGCCAGCAAGGAGAGGCGUGACGACGAAGCCUGUACGAACGGCGGCUACCACCACCACCACCAGCCAAGGCGGGGACGAAGGGCUACUGCGCCCUCAAGUGGAUCCACUCGAGGGAUCCUCCUACUUUACCCUCCCACCCUCUGAGCCUCCUACGACCCUGCCUUCCUGGGCUAUUUUACCGGACUCGCCCCGUGUCAUCACCCUUCUCUACCAGCAGUACCAUGCUCGCUACUCGUACCUCUACGAUCUCCACGUGGGCAUGAACAAAGAUGAGGCGGAACAACGCCGCAAGGAGCGCGAGGUCACUCUGAUCGAGGUGGCGCCGAGUGCUCGCAAGGCGCUGCUGGAUGUGGAGCUGGUGGUUUUUGAUUGGAAGCCCAUCGAGGUUGGAGCGAGCGACGAGAUGCGACAAGUCCACGCGAGAGUAGAGACUCUACUUGCCGCUCUGGCGGAAUGCAGUCAAAGUCAAGUCAAUCCUGCUGCACCCCUGCCCAACGCCAAUCGCCAAGCACAGCGCCUUCCCUCUCAACAGCACGCCGCCGCCCUCCCUACCCGCGACCAGAUCCCUGCCCCUACGGCGCCCGCGCCUACGCCCACGCUCACCGAGCUCACGCGUCUCUACCUACCCGUCCUCUUCCUCGCCAUCAAGCUCUUCAUCCUCCUCUACAUCUUUACGCGCGGCCAAUCCACGCCCAAACGGUUCGCUAUGUGUCUCGCCGCGGCCGGAUGGGUAGUUUGGGAGGCAGGCGGGGUGUGGAGACGAAGGGAGAGGAGAGAGAGAAGGAGGCGAGCAGCAGGUGCCAUACCUAACCCUCCAGGCGCAGACGCAGAAGAACAGCCCGCACGUCGUCGUCGUGCGCGCACUUCGACCUCCUCAUCCACGACGACGGGGGCCGCCUCCUCCUGGAGUCACCCACUCACCCCUUCAGCCCCGACUCGCCGCGUUGUACGCUCCUUCUCCGCCAACCCGGGCAAGUACAUCGCACAACGUCUCGCAUACCUAGGGCUCGAGGCGGAGGAUCGCGCGCUGGGGUUUCGUCCAAUCGACGAUGCGCAGGCACAACGUUGGGCUGUUGCGAGAUUGCGUGAAGGCGAGAGAGGCACGACGUCGCCAUUCCAUACAAGGCGACACAGGAGACGUGGUGCUCCGGCGGGAUUAGCUGGGAGAGUAGACGAGGCGACACAUUGGGCUCGAUGGCUUCUCCUCACCCCUUCGACCCUCCUUCUCCCCCUGUACCUCUACUUCCUGACCCUCCUGCCCCGCCUCGAGGAGAUGCGAGCAGACGAACUGCGCAGGCGUGAUCGCGUGCUGGCACGCUGGUGGAACGGACGUGGGAGGGCUUGGGUCGAGGCGAGCCGGGUGCAGCUGAGGGGCGGGGGCGAGGGCGAGGGCGAUGGCGGGGGCUCGUCGGCAGGACAGGGCCAGGCAGCAGGAGGAGGAGAAAGUCCCGACUUGCCGCUCCCGCGCAUCCUCUACCACCCGUACGUGCUGCGCUACCUCAAGUUGCGGGAGGACGAGGAUGGCCUUGUGAGCGCGCUGGAGGGGAGCGAAGGAGGGGCGACGGGAGGGAUUGAUGUAAUGGAGGAGGUGAGAGCGCAAAGGCGUGCUGCUGCGCGUCCUAGAAGGGCGGUGCCCCAAGAGAAUGAUGAUGCAGCGGCGCAAAGACGCGCGACUGCCCCUGUCGCCCACGGUGGGGGCGGCGUAGCUGGAACCGGGCCUGAGACGGCAGCAGAUGGUGAGGAAGCAGCGCCUCAAGCUGCUGCCCCUCAGGCUCAGGCUGGCGAGGAGGAGCUUGCCACCACGGAGGACGAAGAGAGUAGUGAGGGCAAUGAGGACGAGGAGGAGGAGGAUGAGGCGGAUGUGGAGGACGAUCUGGGAUUCUUUUAGAUAGCCGCGUGCGUGCGUGCUUGCGAGUGGCGAGUUAUACUUCAUUCAUUGUUACCAUCCUUUCGUCAUUAUCUUUUCACUCGAUAGACCUUCCACGAUUCUUUGAUUGGGCGGGCGAAUAGGCGGCGUUACUCACGCCUUGCUGCGUCGUCGAGUCGAGUUGGUUGUGGGCUACGC
This is a messenger RNA of Jaminaea rosea, 2687 nucleotides long. RefSeq lists its product as hypothetical. The record is from RefSeq and is a predicted model, not a curated record. NCBI's taxonomy places the organism in Eukaryota, Fungi, Basidiomycota, Exobasidiomycetes, Microstromatales. Bases 117 to 2510 code for a protein of 797 amino acids. Gene Ontology annotation, biological process: endoplasmic reticulum unfolded protein response. The transcript has a single exon.